This is a messenger RNA of Selaginella moellendorffii, 432 nucleotides long. RefSeq lists its product as uncharacterized. Lineage: Eukaryota; Viridiplantae; Streptophyta; Lycopodiopsida; Selaginellales; Selaginellaceae. Bases 19 to 432 code for a protein of 137 amino acids. The transcript is spliced from 3 exons. The record is from RefSeq and is a predicted model, not a curated record.
UAUCUCAGUGCGAGUGCAAUGACUUGGGCCUCCACUCACAACCUCACCAUCUACGAAAACAUGAACGCUGUCGUAGCGGCUUUGGCCGAGUGCCAGGCAAAGAUUGGAACUGGAUACUUGUCUGCUUUUCCAACCAGCUUGUUUGAUCGUUUCGAAGCUCUGGAGUCUGUUUGGGCACCAUACUACACAAUUCACAAGAUUAUGGCAGGACUUUUGGAUCAGUAUACGUAUGCCGCGAACAGUUUUGCAUUCGAGAUGCUGUUAGGCAUGACUGAUUACUUUGGGAGCCGCGUUGAGAGGGUCAUUGAGAAGUAUAGCAUCGAGAGACACUGGCAAUCACUAAACGAGGAGACUGGCGGGAUGAACGAUGUCUUGUAUCGUGUCUAUCAAAUUACGGGAGAUGCGAAACACUUAAAGUUGACACUUGUUUGA